Molecule: messenger RNA, 696 nt
Organism: Papaver somniferum (opium poppy)
Lineage: Eukaryota; Viridiplantae; Streptophyta; Magnoliopsida; Ranunculales; Papaveraceae
Product: putative disease resistance protein RGA3
Exons: 1
Coding region: 1-696 (231 amino acids)
Source: RefSeq, a predicted model, not a curated record
AUGGCAGAGAUUCUUAUGAGCGGUGCAACAGGAUUCCUAAAAAAGCUGGUGGGUGUUGUCUCCGAAGACAUUGCUUUGGCUUGGGAUGUCAAAGAUGACUUGAAGAAGCUUCAAAGUACCUCGGAAAUGAUUCUCACUGUGAUUGCCGACGCGGAAAGGAGGCAAGAGAAGGAAGAAGUUGUAAGACUCUGGUUGAGAAGGAUCAAGGAUAUUGCUUAUGAUGCUGACGACGUGAUUGAUGAGUUCUCCUAUGAGGAUAUGCGUCGCUGUGAUAGAGAAGAUAGCCCGAAGCAGAAGGUAAUCAGUUUCCCUUCAUCUUCAAACCCUCCACUUGCAUUUCGUCUGAAGAUGGCUAAAAAAAUCAAAGAUAUUAACAAAAGAUUAGAUCAAAUCACCAAAGAUAUGGAUAGGUUUGAGUUGGCAAUUACUACACCAAUUCCAGAUGGUGAAAGUACUGAACAUCUGGACCGACAAUACACAUCCCAUGUGAACGAGUCAGAAAUUGUAGGAAGAGAGAAUGAUGAAUACCAAAUAAUAAAACUAUUAACAACCGAUACCACAACAUCAUCAUCUUUUCCCAAUCCUAAUCAGUAUCCUGAAAACAUUUCUAUAAUCUCCAUAGUGGGUAUGAGGGGGCUGGGGAAGACCACUUGCACAACUCGUUUACAAAGACAAGUUGGUAAAGAAAGUGUUUGA